AUGUUCAUCGAGAGUUUUAAGGUUGAGAGCCCAAAUGUUAAGUACACAGAGAGUGAGAUUCACUCAGUGUACAAUUAUGAGACCACAGAGCUUGUACAUGAGAGCAGAAAUGGAAUUUAUCAAUGGAUUGUCAAGCCAAAAACUGUCAAAUAUGAAUUCAAGACUGAUAUUCAUGUCCCAAAAUUAGGGGUUAUGCUUGUUGGAUGGGGAGGUAACAAUGGCUCAACCCUCACUGCUGGUGUCAUUGCUAAUCGCGAAGGAAUUUCGUGGGCAACUAAGGAUAAGGUGCAACGAGCCAAUUAUUUUGGCUCACUCACCCAGGCAUCCUCAAUCAGAGUUGGAUCCUUCAAUGGAGAAGAGAUACAUGCCCCAUUCAAGAGCCUCCUCCCCAUGGUCAACCCAGAUGACAUUGUAUUUGGAGGAUGGGACAUCAGUGACAUGAAUUUGGCUGAUGCCAUGGGAAGGGCUAAGGUUUUAGAUAUUGAUCUACAGAAGCAGCUUGGGCCUUACAUGGAACAUAUGUUCCCACUCCCUGGAAUCUACAACCCUGAUUUCAUUGCUGCUAAUCAAGGUGCACGUGCCAACAAUGUGAUCAAAGGAACCAAGCAAGAACAAGUUCAACAAAUCAUCAAAGAUAUUAGGGAGUUUAAAGAGAAAAAUGAGGUCGACAAGGUCGUGGUUUUGUGGACUGCAAAUACAGAAAGAUACAGUAAUGUAGUUGUUGGGCUAAAUGACACUAUAGAAAACCUAUUAGCCUCAGUGGAGAAGAAUGAGGCUGAAAUAUCUCCUUCAACCUUAUAUGCAUUAGCUUGUGUUCUUGAAAAUGUUCCUUUCAUCAAUGGCAGCCCACAGAACACUUUUGUUCCAGGGCUGAUUGAUUUGGCCAUUCAGAGGAAUAGUUUGAUUGGUGGAGAUGACUUUAAGAGUGGUCAGACCAAGAUGAAAUCAGUACUGGUUGAUUUCCUUGUUGGAGCUGGUAUAAAGCCAACAUCAAUAGUGAGUUACAAUCAUUUGGGAAAUAAUGAUGGCAUGAAUUUGUCAGCUCCUCAAACUUUUCGAUCCAAAGAGAUCUCGAAAAGUAAUGUCGUGGACGACAUGGUUGCUAGCAAUGGCAUUCUUUAUGAACCUGGCGAGCACCCGGACCACGUUGUUGUCAUUAAGUAUGUGCCAUAUGUGGGAGAUAGCAAGAGGGCUAUGGAUGAGUACACAUCAGAAAUAUUUAUGGGUGGGAAGAGUACUAUAGUGUUGCACAACACUUGUGAGGACUCGCUUUUGGCAGCUCCAAUCAUAUUGGAUUUGGUUCUCCUAGCUGAACUCAGCACUCGUAUACAGCUCAAGGCCGAAGGCGAGGGCAAAUUCCACUCUUUCCACCCGGUGGCUACUAUCCUCAGCUAUCUCUCUAAAGCUCCUCUUGUUCCACCAGGCACGCCAGUGGUGAAUGCACUUUCGAAGCAGCGGGCAAUGCUUGAGAACAUAUUAAGGGCUUGCGUUGGAUUGGCUCCGGAGAACAACAUGAUUUUGGAAUAUAAGUGA
Molecule: messenger RNA, 1533 nt
Organism: Fraxinus pennsylvanica
Lineage: Eukaryota; Viridiplantae; Streptophyta; Magnoliopsida; Lamiales; Oleaceae
Source: the annotation of a GenBank genome assembly